GCACAGGAAGAGCUUCAAGUGAGUGGGACACGCUUCCAAUAGAGAAACGUCUGCUCUUCUCGUCAGUCUGAACUUGUCGCAAGGGGGUCUACACGGCAUCAGGAAAUGCAACUGGGACUCAGCUGACGAUAACAGAUUUGUGUAAACACUCCGAGAGCUUCUAAUCGUCACAGAAGAUAUCACUGAGCUUGAUCUGGUGCUUUAAUUCAAAUGGGAUAUUUGAACCUUGGAUCACCUGUAUGUGUUGAUGAACAUUGCCAAUCUUGAAAGGAUAAUUUCUAAUUAAAUUAACCGCGAAUGACUGUUUUGGAACUUAUCUUAUAUGUGUUGAUUUCCUAGGUUCAUACAGAACUUCACGAACACUUGUGCAUCAACUUCUCUUAUUCAAUUAAUCAUUUUGCUAUCAAAAUCAAUGAAUUGAUGACAUUGUUUUCAAUUUAAAAAUUACACUUUGGACCAUGAACUUCAAGAUGAAGCAAGUUACAGCUCUUUUUGUGUUUCUUGUUCUUCUAUGCUUCUGUGAUAGUGCAUAUGGGAAAUUGAUGUGGCGUAUGAAACCCGGUGAAAUUAUUGCCCUGAGAGGAAAUCUUGUAAUGCUGAACUGCUUUGUGAAUGGGCGUAAUGUAACAAACCCUGGAGAGCACAAGUUCUGGUGGUACAGAGUGGACAGGAAUGUUGUGGUCAGCAAGAACCUGAUGAUCACUGCUCCAGAUCUUGACAGCGAUCGCUACAGUGUACUCCUCGAUAAAUACAGGGGAGUGUACUCACUUGUGAUUAGAAAUGUUUCAGAAGCGGAUGGUGGCCUUUACCAGUGCCUCUUAAGGCAGUCCAGGAAUGGUCCACAGGAUGCUUCAGACAGUGCCAGUUUGACCGUCCUGACUCCUCCAACAGAUGGGUACAAACCCUGCACUAUGUUUACCCAAUCAAACAUCAUUCUUAGUCCUCAAGGAAACAGAGCCCUCAAGUGCCCGAAAUCAACAGAUUCCUUCUGGAGAAGUGCCAGUUCUAAUGUUGCAACCAAUGAGACUGUUUACCACAGUUGGACAGCAAACCGACAAGUCCUCCAUGCCUUCUUCCUCCAGAAUAAAACAACCCUCUUGUCGGAAUCCUCGACAACAGGAUCAGGCAACCAGGACACAGUUUACUGCGCUGUGAAUAGUUCAAUGCUUCAGCAAUUUCCUAACAGAUGUAAACUGAUCCCAAGAGCUACCUCAACAAAGGCCACCAUAACACCACCUAUCACAGAUGUUCCAAAUGGAAGCAAUGUGAACUUUACAUGUAGCCAUGAAGACAUUGCAGUUGCCAUUGAUUACACAUGGGAUAUUCCAGUAGAACUUGAGGUUGCCGGUAUCCAAUUCAUGAGGAAUGGAAGAACUAUCAUCCUGAAGAGUAUUAGAGGUAAUUGGGGCGAAAUGUUAAAUAUUGUGUGUCAGGUCACUACAGAAUGGAAUGUCAAAGCCAAUGCAACUGCCACAAUAGCCUUCUUGCAUAAAAUGAUCACAACACCUAUCGUAAAUGCUAUUGCAAAAGGCGAGAUUGGCAAGAAGCCAGAUGUUGUACUGCCACCAGUGGUAACAGAUGAAGCGCAGAGACCAUCAAAAUCUGGUAAUCCGGCUCUGAAGAAUAUUAGUAUCUUGAUUGGACCUGCCCUUGGAGUGAUUAUUCUGUUUCUUCUUGCAGUUAUAUUUGCACUCUGUAUGACGAAGCGCAAGACAUCCUCCAAGCAUCAAUUCAGACUAAACCAUCAAAUCGCACCUUCAGUAGAGCACCAUAAAGCGGUUACUUUGAGAUCAAAUGGCAAGCCUUCAAACAGGAACAGCAGAUCCUCAAGGCGUUUCUCAGACUCCUUCACCUACCGAUUCAGCAAGGACUGCGAAUACGAGAACAUUGAGGCAUACAUGGCAAAGAAAGGACAGUUCCUUGGUGGGACAACAUCCUUCCAAGAUGAGAACAACCAACCGAUGGAGGCGAAUGUCAGAGUGAAAAUUGAAAUGCCAAACAACCUCAGCACCAGUAUGCCAGCUCUGAAUGCAUGUAAGAUCUCAUCGAAUAUCAACCACCAUGCAGCAGCAAACGGUGAUCAAUACCAGCAGCAACACUACAGCAAUCAUCAGCAACACAUCAACCAUCAUCCCUACAAACCCCUGGCCAAUGGGAAUCCCUAUGCCACCAGGGAACAGCUAGGAUUCCCAUCCCUGAUCAGCCAGGAAUUGAGAGACACACAGCACUACCAUGUGCCGACAACCACAGCAACAUUGCCCCAUGCUGUGAUUGACAGAUCAAAAAAGGCAAUGAAGCCACCCAACCCGCCACCUAGGAAACCAUCGUACUGACAAGAAAUUUCCUGGCAAUAAAAAAAAUCAGUCAUAAUUUAUAAGACUAUGAACCUGAAAAUAAUACGUGAAUCUUGAUGACGUAUUAGUAAAUAUGUAAUCAUAUUUACUAGCAUUUUCUGUACUUUACUUGGUCUUUCAAAUUUCUUUUUCUUGAAUGUGAAGCUAUUUAAUAUAAUAUCCAUAAUGGACAUUUUCUUGUACAUAAUUGUUGAAGGCUUGUAAUAAUAUGUUGUAUUAUCAUCAUUAAUGUGAUUUCUAACAUGUACAGUGUAGUCUCUUAUUCUUAACAUUGGAUUACUUGACCCUUUUUAUCCUGGUGGAUAUCUCAAAAUAUAGACAAAAAAUAAACUGUUCAUGUUAUAAAGAUCAUUUUUCAUGUCUCCAUCAGUGGUCUAGCUUACAAAGAUUUCAUCAUAUUUGAAAUUUAUAAUCAGUCAAGUUCUAAAGCUCAUAUUUUUGCAAUAUUCAUGAGUCAUGACUUCAAGCAUGCGGCCAAUCAUCCUCUGGACCUAAAUGUACAAGAUAUGAUGAAAUGAUAGUCACCGCCUUCUGGUCAUGUGCAUCUUAAUGAGUACAAGUAUUUUGACAAAAGUGACUAAGUUUCUGAUCAUUUUAAUACAAAGGGACGGUUUUCCUGGUCUUGGUUUAUUGUUGGCUGAUCUCCUUUAUCAGAAUAUGCCUUAAAAUCAAUAUGCUUUAGAUCUAGAGCAGCAAAUUGAGACCAGACAAUAUUCAUGAUAUAAAAUGUGUUAUUAUAGAUUUGGAACUUUUGCAUGCACAUAGAGAUACACAAUCUCUCCAUGUUAUAUACAAUGUAUCUCUUGAAUAUUAGGAUGAAACUUAGAAAAAAAUAUGGGAUCUCAGAUUUGAAGAAAAAAAAAUCAAUCACAAUUAAGCCUCUAACUUUAAACAUUCCUACAUUUCCCCAAAUAAAAUGCAUGGAAAUAUUAAAGAUAACCAAUAGUAAACCAGAACUGCACAUUUACCAGCGUUUAAUUGAUUUAUUAUAUUCAAUCUUCACAUACAAUUUGUGUAUCAAUCACAGACUACUUGUUCCAACCCAUGACCUAAUUGACAGUGACCAUUGGUUACACUUCAUAAUUCCGAAGGUUCUUUAUUCCGAAGGUUCGUAAUUCCGAAACACGUAAAUUGCCUAUACCUCGAUGUUCGUUAAUCCAAAGAGGUAAAAGGGUUCGUUAAUCCGAACAUUUGUGGCGUUAUUCCGAAGGUUCGAUAAUCCGAAAACGAAAUAAGCUUCGAUGUUCCGAAGGUUCGUUAAUCCGAAAACGAAAUAAGGUUCAUUGUUCCGAAGGUUCGUUAAUCCAAAAACGAAAUAAGGUUCAUUGUUCCGAAGGUUCGUUAAUCCGAAAACGAAAUAAGGUUCGUUGAUCCGAAGGUUCGUUAGUCCGAAAACGAAAUAAGGUUCAUUAAUCAUUUCGUUUUUGGACUAACGAACCUUCGGAAUUACGAACCUCAUUUCGUUUUCGGAUUAACGAACCUUCGGAAUUACGAACCUCACUUCAUUUUCGGACUAACGAACCUUCGGAAUUACAAACCUCACUUCGUUUUCGGACUAACGAACCGUCGGAAAUACGAACCUUCGGAAUAACAAACCUUCGGAAUAUCCGUACCUUCUGAAUAACGAAGCUUCGGAAUUACGAAUGUAUGCAGUGACCAUCAUGGGAUAAGAGUCAACCCAGGUGAGGUGAAUGGGUACCUGGCAGGAAUUUAUCCCUUCAAAUGCACUGAGCGCUGGAAGGCUGCUUGAGCUACAGCCGGGGUGGUAACAUCCAAGUCCUUUGGAAGCGCAUAGAGACGUUAUUCAUGUGUUAUGCGCUAUACAAGAACUGUCUAUUAUCAUUAUUAUUAUUAUUAUUAAGUAAACACAUAUGAAGACAAUGUUAUCCAGUUGACAAUGACAGUCACACUUUAAUGAAUUAAUUUACUUCUAUGAACGUUCAUCACUUCCUUCAGUACAUGAAUGGACAUCCUAACUGUUAACUUCAGAAAAAACAUUGGUGGAAAAAUGUUGUUAAAAAAAUAGUUAAUAAUAGUACAUAGGAUUUCUAUAGCACACUUUCCAUCUUAAUUAGAUGCUCAAGGCGAUUCAGAGCAAAUUACAAAAAGGGAAAAAAAUACAUAUAUGAAGCAAGUGCAAACUAUACAAGGAUAGCCUUCAAUGGUUGUCUGUCAAAAAGCACGAUUAUCAUACAGGUUCGUCUUCAGAUAGCCCCUGAAAAGAUAAAUUUUCAAGCAAAAUCAUAAUCGUCAUAUGUGCAUACUAUUCAGCAUUUAUAUAGCCUUAUUUAUCAGAACCCUCAUUGAUUCAUAUCCUUUAAUGAUUUUUCAUGGCAUAUGAUGAACAUGUAAGUUAUCCACUGGCUAUUAUAGGAAUUGCUUUCCUAUCAAGGUAAUGAGUCAUCUUCAGUUCCCCUUGUAUGAUUCUCCGUGACAAGCCCAAGGUUAUAAAAUGAUUUCAUAACUUCAUUAAAUUCACCAUUAGAGGUACAGAAGAAGUGAGGUAACUCUUAGGAUAAUGACAUUUCUAGUUGAAUUUUUUCAUUGCUUAUUGCAACAAAAUCAUUCCAAUAAUAUUAAAGGAAGAUAAUGACAACUGUUGUAUAUUUUAUCAAAACUUGUCAAUCACAAAGUUUUACUCUGGUCAUUCUCUCACAUAUCACUUGUGGAGCAUUGUGGUCCAGUGGAUUUGUCUUCUGACUUUGAAACAGAGGGUAGUGGGUUCAAAUCCCAGCCAUGGGGUAGUUUCCUUCAGCAAGAAAUUUAUCCACGUUCUGCUGCACUCAACCCAUGUGAGUUAAAUGGGUAACUGGAAGGAGUUACAUGUAAUUUCAUCAAGUAUAUGUGCACUGAAAGUAAUUACUGCCCCCAGCUAAAACAAAGCCAGGGUAGAAAUAUCCAAGUCCUUUGGAAGCGCAUAGAGACGUAAUAUGCGAUAUACAAGAACUGUUUUAUUAUAUUAUUAUAUCUAAGUGCUUAAGAAAAUAUUUGUUAAAUAUUUUUCAAAUGUGUUGAAAUGAUGUAAACGAUAUAAAAUGUGUAAAUUUGAGAAAACCAAUUUCAAAAGAUGUGAUAUUUCAAAGAUUUUGUUUAAUCAUUAUGCUGCCCUCAUGUUAUCCAUUAAUGUUAAUUCUGAUAUGCCACUUUCCAUUUGUACUUUGACAUACAUGUAUUUCAUUAUAUCUACAGAGCUCAUUUUUCAUAAAAUAUUCAAAUUUCAACUCAGACCUAAUUUUUUUCUGAUGAUUAUUCCUUUUUACAUUCCAAUUUGUACAUAGACAAGAUGACGGGGGGAUUUAUGGGUACAUUUUAAUAUCUCCUUUUGUUCAACCCAAAAUAACAUUCUAACACUGGAUUUGGGCUCUUUAAAAUUUCCUUUAACAAAGUUUAAAAAGGGAUGUUUUUACAUUUCUGGCCUUUCAAACUAGCCAUGUUCACCUUGUAUAUUAUAGGGUGAUUCUGUAUCUGUUGUGGUUUGCAAUGGACAUAGAGUUGUAUCUCUAUUUGUGAUACCUCUCUUUAAUAUGAAAUGACAAAUCAUCAUUCCUUCUGGUUUCAAUUAGUCUAACAUUUUAAAACCACAAGCCUAUUAUUAGGAAUACAGAUUUAUGAAUCCAAAAUAGUAUUUCCUAUUUACCACUUGCAGCUCAAUUAAAAUCAUCUCAUCACAUUUUAUCAAUAUUCUAUGAUUUGGCAAGCAAGUAUUAAUUUGGAAAAUCUAUUCAUCAAUUAAAUGUGGUGUACAUGUAUGGCAGUAUAUCAUUUAAAUGCAUUUCACUGUAGUGUGACUGUCAAUUUUUGUAUUUUCAAAGCUUUUGUUGUUUGUAAUUGUAAAUAAAAGUAUAAUUUUUUUCA
Messenger RNA from Lytechinus pictus (painted urchin), 6209 nucleotides. RefSeq lists its product as uncharacterized. The record is from RefSeq and is a predicted model, not a curated record. The transcript has a single exon. The coding region runs from base 459 to 2333 and encodes 624 amino acids. Lineage: Eukaryota; Metazoa; Echinodermata; Echinoidea; Temnopleuroida; Toxopneustidae.